This is a messenger RNA of Glycine soja, 2308 nucleotides long. Its product is annotated as protein MID1-COMPLEMENTING ACTIVITY 1-like. The record is from RefSeq and is a predicted model, not a curated record. NCBI's taxonomy places the organism in Eukaryota, Viridiplantae, Streptophyta, Magnoliopsida, Fabales, Fabaceae. Gene Ontology annotation, biological process: cell surface receptor signaling pathway. The coding region runs from base 624 to 1880 and encodes 418 amino acids. The transcript is spliced from 9 exons.
AUUAACACUUGUGUUGCGAUGGCAUCACACAGAACAGAAGCACUUACAGUAUGCUUGGUUUCCCGUUUCGAACGUGAUUUUUAGAAACUAAUAUUUAUAACUUCCACGUCUCAAAUGUGAUUUAUCCAUCCUCAACGAGUUUUCAAACAUGCUAUUACAUUCACUUGAGUUGAGGCCAACACCACAAAGCAACAAAGAACCGAAACUGUAAGGCAUAAAACCAACAACAGAGAGAGAGAGAGAGAAAGAAACAGUUUCUCAGGGCACGUUUCUGUUUUUUCUUUCUUUCUUACUACACAACAACAAAAGGCCCUCCACGGAAAGCAAUACCUGCAAUUACUUGAACUCUAUAUUCCUUUUUUUCCCUUCUGAUUUUGACGUAGUUGUGUAGCGUGUGAGUCUUUUUUUCUUCUUUCUUUUAAUGAUUUUUUUCUCUUUUUGUUUAAAGCAUAAGCCUUGCAUUCCGUUACGCAUUGUGAGCGUGAAGCCUUGAAUAUUCUAACAGCGCCAAUAUCUUGAAAGGCAAUGUUGUUUCUGAGUAAAGAGAACGCCAUGCAGGGGAAGAUUUCAAAGGCUUGAGAUGCCAAUUUAUUUGCAUAAUCAAAGGUUGAUUUGAGGAGAGGAUGGCAUCUUCUUCAUGGGAAUAUUUUGGGGAGAUUGCAAAUGUGGCUCAGCUAACGGGCAUAGAUGCAGUGAAGUUAAUUGGGAUGAUUGUGAAAGCUGCAAAUACAGCACGGAUGCACAAGAAGAAUUGCAGGCAAUUUGCGCAGCAUCUGAAGUUGAUAGGGAACUUGCUGGACCAGCUCAAGAUCUCGGAGCUUAAGAAGUACCCCGAAACCCGGGAGCCUCUGGAGCAGCUAGAAGAUGCCCUUAGAAGGUCUUACAUUUUGGUCAAUAGUUGUCAGGACCGCAGCUAUCUUUAUUUGCUGGCCAUGGGAUGGAACAUUGUUUAUCAGUUCAGGAAGGCUCAGAGUGAAAUUGACAGAUACUUGCACCUUGUUCCUCUCAUUUCGCUAGUCGAUAAUAAUCGACUCAGGAUUCAGGAGAGACUUGAAGUUAUUGAAAAGGAUCGAUGUGAGUAUACAUUAGAAGAUGAAGAGCAAAAGGUGCAGAGUGUUAUUUUGAAACCUGAGCCUGAAAAAGCUGAUGCUGUGGUGCUGAAGAAAACUCUUUCCUGUUCUUACCCCAACUUUUCUUUCACCGAAGCACUUAAAAAAGAAAAUGAAAAACUUCAAGUAGAGCUACAACAUUCACAAGCAAAUAUGGAUUUACAUCAGUAUGAAUUCAUUCAACAUUUGCUAGAUGUCACAGAAGUUGCAGCUCUUUAUGAUUCUAAAAAAAAUCACAAGACAGUAGAGUACAGUGACUACAGUUAUUCUGAUGCCAAUGGUGACAAAGCUCAUUCUUCCAAUGAAAAAAUCCACAAAAAGAAUGACACUCAUUCCGCAUCAGGAUCAUCAGUUUCAGAAAAGGAUCUGCUAUCAACUGGAGGUUCAUAUCAUCGGGAAGAUUGGCAUACUGAUUUACUUGCUUGUUGUUCUGAACCUUGUCUUUGUUUUAAGACAUGCUUCUAUCCUUGUGGGACAUUGUCAAAGAUUGCUACCGUUGCAAACAACAGGCCAAUAUCUUCUGCAGAAGCAUGUAAUGAAUUAAUGGCAUAUUCAUUAAUUUUAUCUUGCUGUUGCUAUACUUGCUGCAUGAGGAGGAAGCUUCGGAAGAUGUUGAACAUCAGGGGGGGAUUUAUUGAUGAUUUUCUUUCUCAUUUGAUGUGUUGCUGCUGUGCCCUUGUGCAAGAAAGGCGAGAAGUGGAGAUCCAUGGGGUUGAAGGUCCUGAGAAUACCAACACAAGACCUCCACCCUCACAGUACAUGGAAUCAUAAGUAAAAAAUUAGAUUGACAUUUGGCUGUUUAGGGCUUGAAUAACGCAUAAAUUAGAGGCAAUUGGUUAUUAGAACUGUCACAGGAAGCCAGUGCCUAUGCAUUUUGAUUAUCACACCACUUGAAUGUAAAGUAACUCGUCUGUUUGUUUUUGAAAGGAAGUAGUUUUCUGUUUUAUGUACCCAAAAGAAAAAGUAGCCUCGAGGUUUAGCUGAUGGUGCAUCAUAAUCUUUUUUUCCUGGUUUAAUAUAGUUUCAGUUAAUUUUAGGCAAAAAAAAUUCAUGAUCAUUAUGAUAUAGUAUCUUCACUUUCACUAGUUAAUUAUUAGACUAUGUUUAAGGAUCCCACUCCUUCCAAACUCUUGUUGUGAUACUGUACAUUUGAGAACUAGGUAAACUUUACAGAAUUAAUAAAAAUAAGUGGUUUGACA